AGCAGCCACAGGCAGCCACACCAUACUUAGAGAUAAUGCAUUAUCCUUUCCACGACACGAAACCGGCCACAAGCAGCUCCAGUUUCUUUACCAUACAUUUUACGCUACGCUACGACACCACCAACUCCCCAACUCCAUUCCCACAUUCUCUUUCUUACUUUUUCCCAUUUUUUUUAAACUUCCACGCAUUUCCUACCUACAACCAUAUACUUCCAUUUGGGUCUUGGGAUACACCUCUCGCUUCCACUGUUUCAAUGUGUUCUUCCAAUAUUACAUCAUUUCCAACUCUGCAGGAACUGAAUCUCAAAUAUAAGCCUUCCCAUUUGCGGGAAUGUUGAAAUUAGCGUCCCAUUCACACUUACGCUUUGUGGGUUUAAUCCCAUUUUGCGUCUUCUUCACACUUGAGGGUAUGUUGGAUUAUACGCGUAUCGAUUGGUUAUGUUCAGUUGGGAAUCCAGAAUGGGCUAAGAUUCAUACCAAAGGGUGUCUUGUACAAGACAUUGAGAAACAUGGCUACUACCCAAUUAAAAAAUGGUGAUGAUUUCAGAUACCUUGUUGUGCGGCCGGGGAAGGGUGGAAUCAGGGACGUUUUCCGGUGCUGGGUUUGGCCGGAUGGCGACGGUGGACGGAGAUUUUUCGAGAGCUCAGAGGAGGGUGUUUUUGAUGCGAAGGUUUCGGGAAGCAGGUGGAUCAUUGUAGUAUCAGUUCUGAUUCGAAAAGUUAUAGCGAUUUUGGGGAAACCAUUGGAGUGGACUGGCAAUGUGGUGGAAUUCACUCUCAAUCUUCUGUCUAUGAAUGCCAAUCUUCUAGGAUUGCUCUGCAAUAUUGUACGCGGAGAAGUGGUAGUGCCAAGGAGGGGCACUGAGACUUUUAUCAGCACCGUUGGUCUUUUAGAUGGGCGAAUGGAUCUAUUAAAUGAAGAAAAACUGCUUAAAGGAACUACUGAUUUUGUUUCUGAAGAAAGAGGCUUAGGACUUGAAAUGGGCAAUCGGUAUCUAGUGGACCUUUGCGUCAUGGCUUCAAAAUUAUCCUACGAGAACGAAAAGGUCAUUCAAAAUAUUGUGCUUCGCUAUUGGAAGAUGCAUUUUGUGGGCUUCUACAAUUGCUGGAAUGAUUUUCAAAAGGACAACUGUACUCAGGUGUUCAUAUUGUGUAAUAAGCCUAAAGACGCGAAUUUGAUAUUGAUCAGCUUCAGAGGCACUGAACCCUUUGAUGCAGAUGACUGGAGCACAGAUUUUGACUACUCUUGGUACGAGAUCCCAGAAGUCGGGAAAAUUCACAUAGGAUUCUUAGAGGCUCUUGGUUUGGGCAACAGAAAUGACACCAAUAGCUUCAAUGGUCACCUUCAGGCAAAAACCAGUAUUAGCUCCAUUGCUUCAGAUGUUUCCCAUGGUAGCACAAGUCCAUUUGGGCAUACCAAAUCAACAAUCUCAAACCUUGAUCAAAACAUUGAACAUUUUGAUGAAGUUACACCAGAAGUGGAGCAGUUGACUGCAUAUUAUACGGUGAAACUUCAACUCAGGAGAUUACUUAUGGAGCAUAGAAAUGCAAAGUUUGUGGUCACUGGUCAUAGUUUAGGCGGAGCACUUGCAAUAUUAUUCCCUACAGUUCUCGUGCUGCACAAGGAAAUGGAAAUAAUGGGUAGGCUAUUGGGUGUAUAUACAUUUGGGCAGCCCAGGGUCGGGAACAAGCAACUGGGGCAGUUCAUGGAGCCCUAUUUGGUAAAUCCCAUUCCAAGGUACUUCAGGGUUGUAUACUGCAAUGACAUUGUACCAAGGUUGCCUUACGACAAUAAAGCUUUUUUAUUUAAGCAUUUUGGAGUUUGUCUAUACUACGACAGCCUAUUCAUUGAACAUAAAGUAGAUGAGGAACCGAACAAGAAUUUCCUCGGGAUUAGAUACCUGAUACCAGAAUAUCUCAAUGCUUUGUGGGAGCUGCUCAGAAGCUUGCUGAUGGGCUACACACAUGGACCUGAGUACAAGGAGGGAUGGUUUUGCAUAUUGGUAAGGGUGAUAGGACUGGCAUUUCCUGGUAUUUCUGCUCAUUGCCUCACAAAUUAUAUUGAUUCUGUGAGGCUUGGAAAGAAGAGCCAAUCCCUUUGAAGAUUCCAACGAUUGUUCACUUGGCAAGGCAAGGGCAAGCUAAUUCCGUUCCUCCACGUGCUAUAGCUUCUUCCAAUUAGGGAUGUUUUAAGGUUAGCAGUUUCUGACCCAGACACGUUUUAUAAGUAGGAUAAUUGUUUGUCAAUAUAUAGUGGAAAGAAUGUUAUUCUAGAGGUUGUCUUAUUCCUAAUUACCUACCCUGUGUUACUGUAGUUGAAAGAACAAUACUAAUCUUGAUUACCAAA
Messenger RNA from Cucumis melo (muskmelon), 2347 nucleotides. RefSeq names its product triacylglycerol lipase OBL1. Gene Ontology annotation, biological process: lipid metabolic process. The record is from RefSeq and is a predicted model, not a curated record. The transcript is spliced from 6 exons. Lineage: Eukaryota; Viridiplantae; Streptophyta; Magnoliopsida; Cucurbitales; Cucurbitaceae. Bases 510 to 2102 code for a protein of 530 amino acids. Gene Ontology annotation, molecular function: triacylglycerol lipase activity.